Toxotes jaculatrix (banded archerfish) is the source of this 3228-nucleotide messenger RNA. It is a transcript of the gene ccdc61, whose product is annotated as coiled-coil domain containing 61. The transcript is spliced from 13 exons. Lineage: Eukaryota; Metazoa; Chordata; Actinopteri; Toxotidae. The record is from RefSeq and is a predicted model, not a curated record. The coding region runs from base 177 to 1736 and encodes 519 amino acids. Gene Ontology annotation, cellular component: centrosome.
GACGAAGAAGAAUUUAACGGUUCCCGGUUGUUGAACCGCUGCAGCCUCCACGGUGCCGGUGGCUUACUGACUGAUUUGGACUCGGGUGUACCACCGCUCACACGGCUUCCUGUUACAUUUACCUCACAGCUCCCAUCACCGAGGAUCGUUACUGCUGUAGUCAAAGAUCCCGAGCCAUGGAAGAGGCCUCUGAGGUGAUGGAGGAUAUUGUUUUUCGAGGGGUGGAGUUUUCUGUUAAGAUAGAGGUGGACAAGAGUUUGCUGAUGGUUGAAAUCUCUGACUCGAUGACAGCGGAUCAGUGGAGGGGGGAAUUUGAUCCAGCAUACAUUGAGGACCUCACUCGCAAAACUGGCAACUUCAAGCAGUUUCCCAUUUUCUGUAGCAUGCUGGAAUCUGCUGUUAGAAAGACGAGUGAUUCUGUUACACUUGACCUGUUGACUUAUGCUGACCUGGAGCUGCUACGCAACAGAAAAGCAGGAGUUGUUAGUCGUCCUCGCGGCCAUCAGCAGUCGUCUGCUCUCACUGCCAAAAGAUAUCUAAUCCUCAUUUACACUGUGGAGUUUGACAGGAUACACUACCCUUUACCCCUGCCCUAUGUGGGGAAGCCUGACCCAGCUGCCCUGCAAAAGGAAAUCAGAGCCCUCAGGGCUGAGCUCAGCACGCUCACCACUCAUGGAUUUAACAAAUCUGCAGAACUAGAAAUACAGCGGCUACGAUCAGAGCUGGCGCUGGUGAAAGAAGAGAAGGAGGCCAUGGGUAAAGUUCUGGAGCGACUGCAGAUGACUGCAAGCGGUCCCACAGCUGGGCGAGAGGACUGGGGUGUUAGAGAUGUGGUGAGGACGCUGGAGGAGCAGCUUGUCAAGGAGAGGGCCAAAAGUCAACGCUCAGCGAGCAAGAGAUGCCAGGAGCAGCGACUCCUAACGGAGCAGUUGGAGGAGCUGAGAGCAUCAGAGUGUGCUCUCCGUGUUCGUGUGAAGAGUCUCACCAGUGAACUGGCGUUACUACGGAGAGGGUUAGACAAUCUAAGCAUCAGAGUGACUCCUGUGUCCGGUCACAGAGGCUCUCGAGUUGACGGGGAAAUCUAUCGCUCUCUCUCCCGCGAGAGAGGAUCGGGGUAUGGGACAGUCAGGGUUCGUUCAGGAUCGAGAGAACGGAUACAGGACAGAGUGCAAAGGUCUGAGGAAAGAGGAAGAAGAGCGGAUUCCUCAGGACCACGUGCUCGCAUACCCAGGCCGUCACCCUCUCCCACUGGGUCACGGGUACCACGCUUUGACCCAACUGCAUACAUCCAGGACAGACAGCGCAGACAGAAAGAGGCAGAACUCAAAAAACAGAGGAAGGUGCGGAGGGAGAUGCUGACAUCACCCAUUGUCCCUGAGAGGGGGCGUUCGCGCUCCAGGGAGGCCUAUCCUCAGAUGGCCCGGGCUGGCAGCAGAGGCAGGAGUUUAUCUGUGGAGCGGAGAGGGAGCAGGAACUCCUCUGAAAGCUCAUUAGUGGACAUGGAUGAAAUGGCCAAAACUCUGUUCAGAGGAAGAAAACAGACUUACAAUGGACCCUGUGUGGCGAGUGACAUGUCAAGAGGAGGCCUUUUAACCAGGAAGCCUCUGUGCAGUACUCCAACACACAGAAUGAAAGACAAAGAGACCUCCAUAGAUACUGGUGCUGAGCUGUCGGAGAUUGAUGCCAGGCUGCAGGCACUGCAGGAAUACAUGAGGGACCUGGACACAGGACAUUAACACAGUUCAGACUGAGGAAAGCAUCAAGCUUCAGACAUGAGCGAUGGGCUUACCUGUGUAUACGUGUUCACGUAAGACACUAAAACUCCCUCUGGAGGGUCAGAUUUUCACGACUUCAGGAAUCUACAGCCAUUACUGUGAAGGACUAUUUUUUUGUGGACUGAAAUUAUUUUUUUUUAAAUAUACCAAGUUUUUAUUAAUUAACCUAAAGUAUGACUGUGUCUGAGUGUAGUGUUAUCCUUCAUUUUUAAGACCUCACCAAACCAACUAAAGUAGUUCAUACAUGUGUGUAAAAUUUAAAAUUUGGCAGUACCUCAGCCCGUAAACAUUUUAUCCCCCCCCCCCCCCCCCCCCACUUAUUAAUAUUUUCUCAGCUUCCAUAUCCUUUUUUUCUAUUAGUAAAAAAAACAAAAAACAUUGUAACAGAUAAAGUAGACCAGACAUUUUUAAUCUAAUUACACAUCUACGUUAAUGUACAGAGACAUUAUCUAACAUCUCAUUAUUAAUUUAAAAUGUAGGUUAUUUUGUGACCUAUUAAAUUGCCCAUUAAUUGUUUGGACUCAAGCGUCGGAGGUAAAAAUUCAGAAUAUAACCACAAUUUCCCAGAUCCCAAGGUUACAUCUAUAAAGUUCUUGUUUUGUCUGACAAACAGUCCAAAACCCAAACAUCUUUAAUUGACAGUGAUGUUAAAAAGAAAGGAAGCAACUAGUUCUCACUUCUCUCAAAAGCUCAAAUUUUAUCGAGUUGUUUCAGCUGUUGAGUUUUCUCCACACACUUUUAAACUAAAAUUGUGUGAUAGUAGAUUAACAUGUUAACCACAGACUGUUGUUUCUUCCGCCCAGUGCAUGCUGGGAAAAACUCCGGCUCUUGUACCCUGAAACGCAAGCAGAUGCAAUGAGUGACUGCAUGCUACAUUUCACUACAUGGCUUGGUGGUUAAGUAUCAUCAGUCUGCAUUUUCCAUCUGUCUGGUUUAAUUUCUUACCUUCAGCUCAACACUGUCAGUGCAUUUCAAGUAUCAUAAUUGAUAGUUAUGACAUUGAACUUGUUGAUCACAUGUGCAUUAAAGUGUAGUAUUUUAUUGUGUGGACCUAAUGUCCUUCUUGAGGUUAUAUCCCAAACUAAAACAUAAAACAUGUUAAAUCUUGGAAACUGCAUGCAAGUGUAUGACACCUUUUUUUGUUUUUUUUUACAGUGAAGCUGCCAAAUUAUGUAAGAAACUCUUGUACAUUUAUGUGCACAAAGACUGUUAUUUUAGAUUUAUUCCCCAGUCUAAUGCCUUUUAUACCACUUAAGAAUCUAAUUUAUAAGAAAGGUCUGUGUAAAAACUUUUUUUUUUAAACCUAUGAUCCUUUCCAAGCCUGUACAGUUUUGUAUACACUGCUUUCCUUUGCACUAGUGUCAGCUGAAGUGGAGCCCGAGGGAAACCUUGAAGGGUUUCCACUGCUGCAGCUGGCUUGGUUUCAUUAAUUAACAAAUAAACUUCUGAGCAU